Penicillium maclennaniae is the source of this 1749-nucleotide messenger RNA. Its product is annotated as FAD-binding oxidoreductase. The coding region runs from base 1 to 1749 and encodes 582 amino acids. Gene Ontology annotation, cellular component: mitochondrion. The transcript has 5 exons. The record is from RefSeq and is a predicted model, not a curated record. Lineage: Eukaryota; Fungi; Ascomycota; Eurotiomycetes; Eurotiales; Aspergillaceae. Gene Ontology annotation, molecular function: FAD binding; D-lactate dehydrogenase (NAD+) activity; D-lactate dehydrogenase (cytochrome) activity. Gene Ontology annotation, biological process: lactate catabolic process.
AUGGUUCGCCCAUUCACGCCGUCUCUUCGAGCUCUACGCAAUGUUAGACCUCGACCACUUUCGUCUCUGUCGCAGCAGAGGCUGUUUGGCGCUUCUGCCCGGUGCCUAGCAAAUGAGAAACAGGCGUCAUUCAAGAGCCAGCUCUACGAGAGCACCCAGCAGCGGCUCAAGCGCGAGCGGGCCGAACAGGAGCGGUUCGCCCAGUACCAGCCUCAGUCAGCAGGGGGUCGCUAUGCCGCUUUAGUGUUUGCUUUGGUCUUUUUCUCAACCGGUGCAUACUACCUUGGCUCCCUCAAGCCUGCCUCUCUUCCCAAAACUUCGACCACCACCCUCGCAGAUCUCGAUCGCCCCAGACACAAUGUAUCCCCGCAAAAGAAUGUUUCCACUUCGCCGGGAGAUGUGGAAACGCACUCCGGAUCCGACUGGUCGUCUUAUACCCGCAAAGAUGACGAGAAGCCAUUCCUGGUUCUCUACCCCUCGACCACCGAGGAGGUUUCCCGCAUCAUGAAAGUCUGUCACCAGCGAGUGAUUCCAGUCACCCCCUACUCUGGUGGCACAAGCUUGGAAGGUCACUUUGCAUCCACACGUGGUGGGGUAUGCAUUGACUUCCGUCGCAUGGACCGGGUCUUGAGCCUUCACAAGGAUGAUUUGGACGUGGUCGUUCAGCCGGCCGUGGGCUGGGAAGACUUGAACCAGGAGCUGGCCAAGGAUGGCCUUUUCUUUCCCCCAGACCCGGGCCCUGGAGCUAUGAUUGGCGGCAUGGUGGGCACUGGCUGCUCGGGAACCAAUGCUUACCGCUACGGCACAAUGCGUGAGUGGGUUUUGUCCUUGACCGUAGUCCUUGCCGAUGGAACCGUCAUUCGAACUCGCCAGCGUCCGCGUAAGUCCAGCGCAGGAUACGACCUCAACAAACUCUUCAUUGGCAGUGAGGGUACUCUCGGUCUUGUAACUGAAGCAACGCUGAAGCUUACCGUGCGGCCUCAGAGCCAAAGCGUGGCCGUGGCCAGCUUCCCUACUAUUCAUGAUGCCGCUCACUGUGUCACACAAGUGGUGAAGGCUGGCAUCCCUGUCGCCGGCGUCGAGAUCCUGGAUGACGUCCAGAUGAAGUGCAUCAAUGCCAGCGAGAGCACGAGUCGUCAAUGGAAGGAGGCCCCCACCAUCUUCUUCAAAUUCACAGGGACGCCCGCAGCCGUGAAGGAGCAGAUUGACAUGGUGCAAAAGCUCGCCAAGAACGCCUCAGGCAAGUCCUUUGAGUUUGCUCGGGGCGAGGGGGAAAUUGAGGAAUUGUGGAGCGCGCGGAAGCAGGCCCUGUGGAGUGUGAUGGCCAUGCGUAGAAGCCCCUCUGAUCAUGUCUGGACCACCGACGUCGCGGUGCCAAUGAGCAAACUGCCUGACAUUAUCGAAGCCACCAAGGAGGAUAUGACCAAGAGCGGCCUGCUCGCCGGAAUCUGCGGUCACGUUGGCGAUGGUAACUUCCAUGCUAUUAUCCUGUUUAAUGACGGCGAGAGGAAAGUGGCUGAGGAUGUUGUCCACCGCAUGGUUAAGCGAGCCGUGGAAAUGGAAGGCACCGUGACCGGCGAGCACGGUGUUGGACUCGUCAAGCGAGAUUAUCUUGCACAUGAGCUGGGCGAAUCGACAGUGGAUGCGAUGCGUCGGUUGAAACUGGCAUUUGAUCCGCUCUGUUUGCUCAAUCCGGACAAGGUUGUUCGAACUCAGCAGCCAGCGCCGGGUGAGAUCAAGGCAUGGUAG